AUGACAUCAUUAACAGGCCAGCUCUUCAUCUUUUACACAAUCAAGCGCUUCGGCCCCGUCGCCUUCACGAUCAUCAUGACCACGCGCCAGAUCUUCUCCAUGGCGCGCCCGCUGGCUGCCCCGCCCGACUACCCUCUGGUCAUCUCAAACUUCGCAUUCGGCCACUCGCUGGGCAUCAGCGGGUGGGCCGCCGCCAGCGUCGUCUUUGCGACGCUCUUCUACCGCGUCGUGUGA
Emiliania huxleyi CCMP1516 is the source of this 234-nucleotide messenger RNA. RefSeq lists its product as hypothetical. The record is from RefSeq and is a predicted model, not a curated record. Bases 1 to 234 code for a protein of 77 amino acids. The transcript has 3 exons. NCBI's taxonomy places the organism in Eukaryota, Haptophyta, Isochrysidales, Noelaerhabdaceae.